AACACUGAACAAAUUUGCUCUGAAGCUUGAGUCCACUCCCACUCCAUUUCACAGUUGGCCCCACCCCCACGGGAGGACGGAGGGGAGGGCCGAGAUGGACGCGGCGGUGCAGGAGGCCAAGCUGCUGCGGCAGGUGAACGCCCUCAUCGUGGCGCACCUCCGCGACCAGAACCUCACGCAGGCCGCCGCCGCCGUCGCCGCCGCCACCAUGACCCCCAAGGCCGACGCCUCCCUCCCCAACCACCUCCUCCGCCUCGUCGCCAAGGGCCUCGCGGCUGAGCGGGAGGAGGCGGCCAGGGGAGGCGGAGCUCCCCCCGCGUUUGACUCCGCUGGCGGCGGUGGGCUGGCGCGCCCGCUCGGCACCAGCGCCGUGGAUUUCAGUGUGCAGAAUGUCAGGGGCCCGUCCAAGACUUUCCCCAAGCACGAGACCAGGCACAUCUCCGAUCAUAAGAAUGUUGCCAGAUGUGCGAAAUUUAGUCCUGAUGGGAAACAUUUUGCAACUGGAAGUGGGGACACAUCCAUUAAGUUCUUUGAGGUAUCAAAAAUUAAGCAGACGAUGUUAGGAGACUCCAAAGAAGGCCCUGGCCGACCUGUGGUCCGUACAUUUUAUGACCAUGUGCAGCCCAUCAAUGAUCUGGAUUUCCAUCCUAUUAGCCCAAUACUGAUAUCUGCAGCAAAAGAUAAUACGAUAAAGUUCUUUGAGUUCUCCAAAACUGCUGCAAGAAAAGCAUUCAGAGUUAUUCAGGAUACUCAUAAUGUUAGGUCUGUAUGUUUUCAUCCUUGCGGUGAUUACAUUUUAGCAGGGACUGAUCACCCAGUAGCUCAUCUCUAUGAUGUAAACACUUUCACAUGCUUCUUAUCCGCAAAUCCGCAGGACUCUAGUGCUGCCAUCAACCAGGUGCGCUACUCGGGUACUGGGAGCAUGUAUGUGACUGCUUCUAAGGAUGGUUCUCUGCGCAUCUGGGAUGGAGUAUCUGCUGAAUGUGUUCGUCCCAUAAUUGGGGCACAUGGAUCUGUAGAAGCUACUAGUGCAAUUUUCACCAAAGACGAGAGGUACAUCCUAUCCAGUGGGAAGGAUUCGUGUAUAAAGUUAUGGGAAGUUGGCACCGGAAGACUUGUGAAGCAAUAUCCAGGUGUUGUUAAUACACAAUUCCGGUGUCAGGCUGUCUUCAACGAAACCGAGGAGUUUGUACUAUCAACCGACGAGCAAAACAACGAGGUUGUCGUCUGGGACGCCCUUACUUCUGAAAGGGUGGCAAGAUUGCCGUCUGGCCACACCGGCGCCCCUAGGUGGCUGGAGCACUCCCCUGUAGAUGCAGUGUUUGUUACAUGCGGAAACGAUCGAUCCGUCAGAUUCUGGAAAUAAACGGUGUAGAUUCAAUUCAACCCUGGCAUUUAAAUCAUGAAGUUUGUUGUAUCAUGAGUACUUCAGGGUAAAAGAAAGGAAUACUUGUAAUUGUAGUGGCUGUACUUAUACAUGCUGUUGAUACAUCUUCUUCUAGUGGAUGUUUCUCUAGGUGUAAAAA
Messenger RNA from Hordeum vulgare subsp. vulgare (domesticated barley), 1526 nucleotides. RefSeq names its product cleavage stimulation factor subunit 50. Gene Ontology annotation, biological process: mRNA 3'-end processing. Gene Ontology annotation, molecular function: protein binding; RNA binding. NCBI's taxonomy places the organism in Eukaryota, Viridiplantae, Streptophyta, Magnoliopsida, Poales, Poaceae. The coding region runs from base 95 to 1366 and encodes 423 amino acids. Gene Ontology annotation, cellular component: mRNA cleavage stimulating factor complex. The record is from RefSeq and is a predicted model, not a curated record. The transcript is spliced from 13 exons.